This is a messenger RNA of Oncorhynchus masou masou (cherry salmon), 5484 nucleotides long. Its product is annotated as regulator of nonsense transcripts 2-like. The transcript has 23 exons. NCBI's taxonomy places the organism in Eukaryota, Metazoa, Chordata, Actinopteri, Salmoniformes, Salmonidae. Gene Ontology annotation, molecular function: protein binding; RNA binding. The coding region runs from base 81 to 3923 and encodes 1280 amino acids. Gene Ontology annotation, cellular component: exon-exon junction complex; cytoplasm. The record is from RefSeq and is a predicted model, not a curated record. Gene Ontology annotation, biological process: nuclear-transcribed mRNA catabolic process, nonsense-mediated decay.
AAAGGGGUCCUUUCCCGCACAAGGAAAUCAUUUUUACUUAUUAACACAAGUCUGAUGUUUAUGUUGACAGAAAUCGAAGAAUGCCUGCUGAGGGCAAGAGAUCAUUAAACAUGGAUGAGAAAGAGGUGAGCUCCUUUAGUAACAAGGAGAAAGACAGGGAUGCUGAUAGACGGCCCGCCUCCUCCCGGGAUAAAGUGAAGGAUGAGGCAAAGAUGAGUGGCAAGAAAGAUAUUGGUAAGGCUGCAGAGGAAAAGAGGAGGCGGCUUGAGGAGGACAAAAGAAAGAAGGAAGAAAAAGAGCGGAAACGGAAAGAGGAGGAGAAACAGAAGGCAGAGGAGGAGCAGAGGAAGAAGGAGGAAGAGGAGAAGAAGCAGCAGGAGGAGCAGGAGAGGAAAGUUCAGGAGGAGGAGGCCAGGAGACAGCGUGAAGAGGAGGCAGCUCAACUCAAAGAGAAGGAGGAGGGCCACCAGCUCCACCAGGAGGCCUGGGAGCGCCACCAGUGCCGGAAGGAGCUUCGUGUCCGCAACCAGAACGCCCACGAGGGCCGUCCCGAGGAGACCUUCUUUAGUCGCCUUGACUCCAGCUUGAAGAAGAACACAGCCUUUGUCAAGAAGCUGCGCACGCUCACCGAGCAGCAGCGCGAUGCCCUCUCCAACGACUUUGGCUCGCUCAACCUCAGCAAGUACAUCGGCGAGGCGGUGGGCUCUGUUGUGGAGGCCAAGCUGAAGAUCUCUGACGUGGGCUGCGCCGUGCACCUGUGCUCCCUCUUCCACCAGCGCUACGCCGAAUUCGCCCCACUGCUCCUCCAGGCCUGGAAAAGGCACUUUGAGGCGCGCAAGGAAGAGAAGGCACCCAAUGUGAGCAAGCUGCGCACCGACCUGCGCUUCAUCGCAGAGCUCACCAUCGUAGGCCUGUUCACCGACAAGGAGGGCCUGUCGCUCAUCUACGAGCAGCUGAAGAGCAUCAUCGGGACGGACCGCGAGACACACACACAUGUGUCAGUGGUCAUCAGCUUCUGUAAGCACUGCGGGGACGACAUUGCGGGCCUGGUGCCUCGCAAGGUGAAGGCUGCACGGGAGAAGUUUGGCCUGGCCUUCCCUCCCAGCGAGAUCAUCAACACGGAGAAGCAGCAGCCCUUUCAGAACCUUCUGAGGGAGUACUUCACCUCGCUCACCAAGCACCUGAAGAAGGACCACCGCGAGCUGCAGAACAUUGAGAGGCAGAACAGGCGUAUCCUCCACUCCAAAGGGGAGCUGAGUGAGGACAGGCACAAGCAGCAUGAGGAGUUUGCCACGUCCUACCAGAAGCUGCUGGCUAACACCCAGUCUCUGGCUGACUUUCUGGAUGAGAACAUGCCAGAGCUUCCACUGGACAAGACUGUGCAGGAAGAGCACGGCCCUGGCAUUGACAUCUUCACCCCUGGGAAGCCCGGGGAGUAUGACCUGGAGGGGGGCAUCUGGGAGGACGAGGAUGCCAGGAACUUCUACGAGAACAUGGUGGACCUGAAGGCCUUCGUCCCCGCCAUCCUGUUCAAAGAUAACGAGAAGUGCAAGGACAAAGAAGAGGCUGCUGCUAAAGAGGCUAAAGAUGCUGCGGCCACCACAGAGGAGUUGGAGUUGGAGCUCGAGGCUCUAGACAUCGCGGAUGACCCUCUGGAGCUGGAUGGACCUGACGAGGCAGAGAACGAGGCAGAGCUCGCCAAAAAACUGUUGGAUGAGCAAGGUAAAGAUGAAGAACAAGAGGAUGAGGAGGCAAGCACCGGGUCCCACCUGAAGCUCAUUGUGGACGCCUUCAUCCAGCAGCUUCCCAACUGUGUCAACAGAGACCUCAUAGACAAGGCUGCCAUGGAUUUCUGCAUGAACAUGAACACAAAGUCAAACAGGAGGAAGCUGGUCCGAGCUCUCUUCACCGUUCCCAGACAAAGGUUGGAUCUGCUGCCCUUUUACUCCCGUCUGGUGGCCACCCUUCACCCCUGCAUGUCAGAUGUGGCCGAUGACCUGUGCUCCAUACUCAAAGGAGACUUCAGGUUCCACAUCCGGAAGAAGGACCAGAUCAAUAUCGAAACAAAAAAUAAAACUGUGAGGUUUAUCGGGGAGCUGGCCAAGUUCAAGUUGUUCUCAAAAACGGACACUCUGCAUUGUCUGAAGAUGCUGCUGUCAGACUUCUCCCAUCACCACAUAGAGAUGGCCUGCACCCUGCUGGAGACCAGUGGACGCUUCCUUUUCAGAUCCCCUGACUCCCACCUCCGGACCAGCGUCCUUCUGGAGCAAAUGAUGCGUAAGAAGCAGGCGCAGCACCUGGAUGCUCGCUACGUGACCAUGGUGGAGAAUGCCUACUACUACUGCAACCCCCCGCCCAUGGAGAAGACUGUCAGGAAGAAGAGGCCCCCACUGCAGGAGUACAUCCGCAAACUGCUCUACAAGGACCUCUCCAAGGUCACCACGGAGAAGGUGUUGAGGCAGAUGCGUAAACUCCCCUGGCAGGACCCAGAGUCUAAAGGCUACCUGAUCUGCUGCAUGGUCAACAUCUGGAACGUCAAGUACAACAGCAUCCACUGUGUGGCCAACCUGCUGGCCGGCCUUGUGGCCUACCAGGAGGACGUGGGCAUCCACGUGGUGGAUGGGGUCCUGGAGGACAUCCGCCUGGGAAUGGAGGUGAACCAGCCCAAGUUCAACCAGCGUCGGAUCAGCAGUGCCAAGUUUCUGGGGGAGCUCUACAACUACCGCAUGGUGGAGUCAGCGGUCAUCUUCCGCACCCUCUUCUCCUUCAUCUCGUUCGGGGUGAAUCCGGAUGGCGGCCCCAGCCCCCUGGACCCCCCCGAGCACCUGUUCCGCAUUCGCAUGGUCUGCACCCUGCUGGACACCUGCGGACAGUACUUUGACCGCGGCUCCAGCAAGAGGAAGCUGGACUGCUUCCUCAUCUACUUCCAGAGGUAUAUUUGGUGGAAGAAGAGUGUGGAGGUGUGGAGUGCAGAGCACCAGUUCCCCAUCGACAUUGACUACAUGAUCAGUGACACCCUGGAGCUGCUCCGACCAAAGAUGAGGCUCUGCAUCUCCCUGGAAGACUCCGCACGACAGGUCACCGAGCUGGAGAGGGAGUUCCUCGUUAAACUGGGACUGGCCAUGGAUGGGCAGAAGGAUGGCCGGCCCUCCAGUGCCAUGGGGAGCGAAGGCGAGGCUCUAGACGAGGAUGACGAUGAUGACGACGAAGAGGGAGGGGCGGACACAGAGGAACAGUCUGGCAAUGAGAGCGAGAUGAACGAGCCAGAGGAAGAAGAAGGGUCUGAGAAUGAGGAAGAAGAGCGGGAGGAAGAGGAGGAGGAGAACACUGACUAUCUGACCGACUCCAACAAGGAGAACGAGACAGACGAGGAGAACAAUGAGGUGACCAUCCGUGGUGGCGGUCUGAAGCAUGUGGCAUGUGCUGAGGAUGAGGACUUCAUCCAGGCUCUGGACAAGAUGAUGCUGGAGAACCUGCAGCAGCGGAGCGGGGAGGCGGUGAAGGUGCACCAGUUGGACGUGGCCAUCCCCCUGCAGCUGAAGAGCCAGCUGAAGAAAGGUCCUGGCGGACCCGUCUGCUCUGGAGAGGGGGACGCAGACAUCUCAGACACCAUGCAGUUUGUCAUGCUCACACGCAAGGGCAACAAGCAGCAGUUUAAGAUCCUGAAUGUGCCUUUAUCUUCCCAUCUGGCUGCCAACCACUUCAACCAGCAGCAGGCAGAGCAGGAGGAGAGGAUGAGGAUGAAGAAGCUCACUCUGGACAUCAACGAGAGACAGGAGCAAGAGGACUACCAAGAAAUGAUGGCGUCUCUGGCCCAGCGGCCCGCUCCUGCCAACACCAACCGGGAGCGGCGGCCGCGCUACCAACACCCCAAAGGGGCACCCAACGCCGACCUCAUCUUCAAGACCGGAGGAAGACGCUAGACCAUCGCAACCUAUGGAUGGAAGGAGCUGCAGUAAUGAUGGAGACGCUGAUUGGAGUCUAGCUGAGGGAGCGAGCGAAUGAGAGAGCGAGAGAGGGCGAGCGGACCAUCGGUCUCGCCUGAGCAGGGAGUGAGUCCGCCAGCCGCCCACUGACGCAAGCGCAGACUCCCACACCUAACCCCGCCGCCGGAAGAAGAUAGAGAAAGGGCAUCAACGAGGAGUGGGGAAGAGGGGCGCACCCCCUUCAUCCAGCUAAGGCGUUCCAGAGAACACCCCUUCCUUUCUGUGCGUCGCCCGGGACGACAGCAGCACAAACACCCACCCCGUCUCAACAAGAGAAUGAACCAAAAGAUGAAUGAAAGAGCGACUGACCAGCUGACGGACGGACGUAUGUACGGACAGACAGACGUGGACGCAGACAAACAGACGCGCGGACAGCUAGGCAGCAGGACAAGGGACCACAGUCGUCUUCUCUUCGCUCCCGUGCCGGAUGAGGAUAUGGUGUACAAGGGCUCACAAGAGGAGGAGAACGGACAGUGUGUGUGUGAAAGCAAAGGGGACGGGUGAGGGUGGGCCGUCUUUGGAGAUGGACUGUGCUUCUCUUACUAGGAACAGAUCUGUCAUUCAGUCUUUUUAUCUCUUUAUCUAGCUAAAUCACACACUGUUCGAAGGCAGCUUCGAGAGGGGUAUGGAGGAGGAGGAGAGGGAGCACAGACGGGUCACCACUACUAAAUGACUUGAUAAACAAGGGAACAAGGAGGACAAGAUUAUGUACAGAAAGGCGUGGUUGCUUGUGUGUGAGGAAGGGUUGCAGAUAGAUGUAGGAUCUUAAUUUGAGCCAGUUUGCUACAGCAGGACAAUAAUCCUGCAGCAAUAGGAAAUGUGAAUUAUUAUGUGGAUUACGAUUAGUGGAUAUUUUUGUAGGGUACAUUGUUGAUACAUUUUUGUAAGGGAAAAUCAAGUCUGAAAUUUCUAAGUGGAAAUUACAAACUUCAGAAGCCUUUUUAAACCUCAUACACUAAAAGUUUUAAAAUGUCCUGCAUUGCAGCAACAGUUCUCCUGCAACAGGGUGAUCAGAUUAAGAUCCUGCAUCUGUACCAUAGAGAUGGUUUGCUCCUCCUAACCCUGUUGGAAAUGGAACACCUUGUCACAGUGACGACCCUGACCUGGAGGCGGGUACGAGACCAGUGUUGACUGACCAGCGUUUCAUCAUCAGAAAUAAAACAAGUGAUGAAUAUAAUACAUAUUCUUUAUUUUUUCAGCAUUUUGGCUUUCUAGAUGUUUCCUUUAUUUUCAUGAAAAAUGUAUACUUUUUUGGGGUGAUAUACAGGUUGUUGAUUUGGUAUUUGUGUGCCGUAUUGUAGUUUUUGACAAAUGGAUGAGAUACUUAUCUGUGCUCUUGCCUCCUGAGUCCUACUCAGUGAUGAUAACUUCUGUUUGAUUAUUUCUGUCUGUUGAAUCUAUAGAUAGAUAAUCUGUACUCUACUGCAUGGGCCUUUCUGCACCAGCUCUGUAAGCCAAUUUCUGCCUGUUUCAGUAAAAGUGUCCGUUUGUGACUCAC